This is a messenger RNA of Guyanagaster necrorhizus, 1071 nucleotides long. Its product is annotated as Cloroperoxidase. The record is from RefSeq and is a predicted model, not a curated record. NCBI's taxonomy places the organism in Eukaryota, Fungi, Basidiomycota, Agaricomycetes, Agaricales, Physalacriaceae. The transcript is spliced from 2 exons. The coding region runs from base 91 to 885 and encodes 264 amino acids. Gene Ontology annotation, molecular function: peroxidase activity.
GUAUCGCUUUUGUAUAAAGAGGGGGGGCGCACCCGCUAGUAAAUUUUCCAGUUUUCCCCCUUCCCCCUCAACGUCAACUUCGAGGCUAACAUGUCUGAUACCAAAACCUAUCCCAAUGAGAAGGGCAUCAAGUGCCCAGUCACUGGGCACGACUAUCGUGCACCUCAACCCGGUGAUUCUCGUUCAGUAUGCCCUGCACUCAAUACCAUGGCGAACCACGGAUACUUGUCGGUUUUUUUUCUGUUUUUAUGUUCCAUCGCUCCAUUUUGCUUAUCGGCUCGUAGACCGCGUAACGGAAAGAGUAUUUCUAUCCCAAGACUCGUAUCGGGCCUUAAAGUAUGCUAUGGACUGUCUACGGGACUCGCUGCUUUCCUUACGAUCGGCGGCUUCCUUUGGAUCGGCAAGUUGUUCUCUAUCGACCUGUACGAUAUUGGUCGGCACGGACGAGUCGAACACAACGCGUCGCUCGUCCACGCAGAUACUCCCGAAGGAGACAUAUACGCUCCCAUAAAGAUACAUGAAGACUGGGUAGAAGAGGUCGUCGGGGAUAUCCAACCCUGUGCGCUGGAAUGCCGGCAGGAGUCCCUGGUCGACGCGGAGGAUGUGGCGCGGAUGCGUGUUCGGAGGGAGAAAACUUCACCCGUCAUGGACUCGGUGCAUGCCGAGGUGGCGCGGGGGGAGAUGUCGCUUAUACUUGGGAUAUGGGAGAGGAAGGGCGAGACCAAGACGGGUAUGCCGCUUCCGUGGCUUUUGGAUUGGCUGAGCAAGGAGAAACUCCCGGAGGGAUGGGCACCUGAUCAUACGCAGACUUUGUCGGAUACCGUGGCGCGGAGUAAGACUAUUCGAUUAGGGAUGGAGAAGAUCAGGUCGGGGAGUAAGGUAUAGCGAUUGGUUUUAAUGUGUAUUAUUAUUGUAAAGGCAGCUGUUCGAUAUUGUACAUUAUUAAUCUACCGUUUACUUUGAAUGAUUACUCAAGUUCACGAUGUUACGGCUUCCACGAUGCGCAGCGCAGCGCCGUAGCCAAGCCAACCUCGCGUACCUGGCGCAAAUUCCAUCGACCGAAUCUCCACC